GUGGCGGGUCCGCGCCGCCCUCCCGCCCAGGUGGGAGGGGUUUGGUCGCGCGGGCGAGGCGGCUGCGGAGGCGGCCCGCGGCUGGGCAGGCUGGGAUGGAGCAGAAGCGCUCCGGGCGCCGGGGGAUACGCCGCUGACAGAGCGCGCUGCAGCAUUCGCCUCGCUCGCCCGGCGGCAGCUGGCUUUCGCCGCGAUCCGCCAGACAGAGCGGGAAGCUCGGCCUGGUCGCGCACCGUCAGUCUCUGCAAACUCUUGCGGCGCGCGCCGGGCUCGGCACUCAACACCCGCUACCAUGGUCCGCAAGGCUCUUCUGGCGCUUUGCAUCCUGGCGGCAGGCCUGAGAGUCCAAAGCAUGCCCACCACAGCUUCCAAGCCAGUUUCUCUCCCAACAAAAAUCACCUCACCCACGGCCAUCUGGAUCAACUCCUCACAAAGCCUUUCUGCUGCCUCCAACAAAAGCUUCCCCAGCAACUCUAUCCUUCCAGUCACUGCAACAGCCCAGACCUCUCCAGUCUUCACUAAUGUCUCGAAAGAGCCCAAAGAAGAGAUCACCAGCACAGUCUUGAACUGGAAUGUUACAAGAACAAACCCCUCACCAACAAACAGUGGAGUCCAUGUAACAGCCACGUCCUUCAUGGAACUCACCUCAAGCCUUCCCAAUGCCAGUGUGCCAGCUACCACCAAAUCUUCCACACUCACCUCUCCUCAGGCCCUGGUCUCAUCACCCUCAUCUCUUUCAACCACACCACCAGAGGUGGCUUCUGCCUCUGUCAGCACCAACCACAGCUCUUCCACUGAGGCCAACACCAAGCCCACAGCAACUCCAACCAUGUCCAAAGCCCCAGCUACAUUCAAGGCUCCGACCACAUCCAAGGCCGCAACAGAGGAACACAGCUCUGGCCACACACCCUUUACACAUGCCACCACAGAGCCAGUGCCCACUGUGACAGUGCCCCAAACAACAGCCCAGACAACCCAAACAAUAGCCCAGACAACCCAAACAACGCUGUCAGUCGUGGUUACCUGUGGGAAAAUCGGUGUGGAGGUCACCAGCACCUCCCCUGGGGUGAUCAUGCAGGAAGUGGAACAUGCUCUCAGUUCAGGCAGCAUUGCUGCAAUCACUGUGACUGUCAUUGCCGUGGUGUUGUUGGUGUUUGGAGUGGCAGCCUAUCUGAAAAUCAGGCAUUCUUCGUAUGGAAGGCUUCUGGAUGAUCAUGACUACGGGUCCUGGGGAAACUACAACAACCCUCUGUACGAUGACUCCUAACAGGAACAUAGGCCAGGAUGAGGAGUAACUGUUCUUUAUUUAUAAGUGCUUAUCCAGUAGAAUUAAUAACAAGUAUCUGAUGCACAUUGAACGGCAAUCUUGAGCUCUGUUAUGUUGAUAUGAUUGUUUUGUUUUCCUCCUUCUCCUCUGGCUGCUACAACUUCCCCUUCUGAUACAAAAAGAAUCAUUGCUUUAAGUUGUGUGAAGACUGAUUUGCAGCUGAGAGAGCUCAACCUCAAGUGGGCCAGGCCAAACUACCACAGUGGAAACUCUUGGACCCACACAGGACCCACCUGGAGAAGCACUGAGGAAAUGUAAUUGAGCUGUUUUGAGGGGUUUACUUGUAGAAGAUUGUUUGUUUGUUUGUACAUUUUUAUUUGAACUUUUAUUUAGAAAACUCCAUUAAUUAGCAGUGAGGGAAAAGGAAACUAGUCCUGGGAGGAUUCUCCACUGCGUGUGAGGAAGCACGGUUUCUCCAGCUUCUUAAUAAUCUUUUCAUCUGGUUAUAUCUGACAGGAUGCCUGCUUGGCACUGCAAGCUGGCUUCCAGCACCUGUGCUGCCUAAUUAAUGAAAGAGAAACUAGAAAGUGCUCUGGAGGAGGCCUGUGUACCCAGGGGCGGGAUAGCAGAUUGCCUUCCACUUGUCCCAACCCCUUCUAUGCCCCCUGUCCACUGAGGGUGCCAGUGCUUGUCAUCCAGAGCUGCACCCCAGCCCCUAAGCUCUGAACACAACUCCGUGCCAUAAAAGAGAGAGAGAGAGAGAGAGAGAGAGAGAGAGAGAGAGAGAGAGAGACCUGUGAGCUGAGCUUAGUCCUAGACAGAAAGGCUGAGUGAGGCAUGUGGACUGAGCAAACAUUCAAUGAGGAGAGGGGAGGAGAGGAUGAGGGAGAGAGCUGACUAGCAUGGAGCACCUCAUUAGUCCUCAGUCACCUUCAAAGACAUCCACUGCUGGGAGGUGUCCAUAGAAUCCUUGCUUUCUAUCCACAAAACAACUGGUUUGCUGCUUUACUGUCUGCUGGAUAAUGGCUGCAAACUGUUUUCAUAACAAUCUUUUCUCAAAGAAGGCUCAAGUCUAGCUACAGCUGCUCAGCAAGAUAUUGCCAUUAGAAAUAGACACCGUGAUUAAUCUAUGUAUUCUUCCCACACUUUACUUACGAAUUCUGCCCUUUACUUAAUAGCCAUGGGUGUAUAAUCUUGGAAUCCUGUAUCUGAUUAUCUUUGCAGACGGUUAGUGGUUCCCACUCUACAGGCAAGUUUAUGUCCACACAGCUGCCUUCAUCUCCACAGGGGACAUCAGAAUGUGUCCACUCAGUUUUUCAUUUUCACAACUUGGGGUGCUUUUAAUGGGUAAAGACCAUGUUUGUACUGAACUUCCAAUAAAGCAUGUGUUGGAUAACGCAGGACAGCACAGAAUUGCCAGGUCCAAAAUGCUGGCAGUGCUGAGGUUAAGAAACCCUGAUUGAUUGCAGAGUCCAUUGUGACAAAGCAAGACACCCACAGACUGGUAACACUUUCUGUAUUUUUUAGUAAAUGAAAUUAUUUGUUCCAUUUUAUUUAACAAGUAUUUGGUUUCUUAACUAAUGUGUUGUUUGAGGCAUGUGUGGUUGAUUUUUUUAUUUCUAGCUACAAACCUGUCCUUUUACACAUAUUAACAACCAGGGUCAUGUUCUCUAAUUUCAUGUAGUAGAAACAUAUUUUGGGUCCAGUUUCAGAAAGUGUUCUGUUGUCCCACAGCAUUAUAGGGAAUUUGAAACUGGAUCAGUUUGUAUUUCUAAACUUGGACCUGCUGCCCAACUCUGUUGGCUUUAUAGAUACUUGACUCUCAGCUCUUUCAGCGACUCACAGUGGCCCAUAAGUACUGACAUGAAAACCACCAUCACAUGCUGCUGGUAGCCUCUCCAGAGUCAAAGGCACUAGUCUCUGGGCUUCUUCCCACAACCUGCCAUGCCAUCCACACUCUGAAAGAAAUCAUCCCUAAACUGCUUAGGUACCAGAGGAAAAAAGAGCAACUCUUGACAAGGAUUUUUACAGUGGCAGUAGCUAAUAUCAAGAAGUAUGACAGUUUUUAUUUUUUUUUUUGUAAAUGGACUUUCUCAGAAAAAAACAGUCAUGACCAACUAAAGAGGGGUACCCCACAGACUGAGCCUGGCCUGCAUCAUUGUCCCACUUCCUUAGCAUCAUCUCCUAGAUAGGAUUUCAGUUUAUCGAAGGAAUAUUAAAUAAUAAUAAUUAAACAGGACAUUUCAUAUCUUUUUUCCCCUCAGCAUAAACAUUUUGACAAAUUUCCCAUGCAAUACCUUUGGAGAGACAUGCUUUUGGAUGUUUCUCCAGUCAUAAAUAUUGGGUUUGAGGGUCCAGACUCUUCCCAGGGAUUCUUGACUAAUGACAAAUCACAGAUACAGCAGGCAGCUUUCUUUGUGAAAGGCUAUUGUGGUAGAUCUCUUCUUAUUUAGUUUUAAAUCCUUAUGGCAAAAAGAGGGAUAUAAACAUAAAGCAAAUUAUAUCCAAUAAGUUGACAGUGCCCAUAAACACUCUUAACAUUCAUGUUAUAUUUGUACAAAAAACCAACUUUGCCAAUGCAUUUUCUUUUCUAUUUUUGAGAUGGUCUAAGGGUUUGAGAAACUGAACUCAACAAACGCAACUUAAUGCAUGCACCCAAGUGAAUGCACCUCUGAAAAGCAUGCCGUAAUGAACACCCUUUACCUCAGAGAGAGUCUGAUCAAAUAUAAUCAUGGAAAAUGUUUCCAUUUUGCAGAAACAGUCACAUACUAUCCAGAGAUAGGGCUUGCCCCACAGUGUUAGAAUGUCAGAGCUAAGAAUAUGGGAAGGCAAUGGUCUCUUCUUGGCUAGAGACUGCAAAUGAUGACAAAAUGGGCAUCCACCUUGUUUUCUUUUCCUAUGACCCCAACCAAGUCUGCAGCCCUCCCUGGAUGUCUGUGUAUUUGUUUAAGUGGGUGAGAAAUUUUCAUAUUUACCUCACCCCAUGCUACCUCACAAAUGUGUUGUGAGGGUUUAUGAAAUGUUGACAGUGUUUUCAAUUUCCAGAGAAAAGUAUUUAUAAACAUUAUAAGUAUUUUAAGUAUUAAAUAUAUAUACAUAUACAUGAUCUUGGUUUCUUGUUUGCUAUUAUACUGGUAUGUUGUUCUUACUUCCAUUUAUUAAGUAACAGCUCUGUCACAGCCGUGUCAAACAGAUAUUACAGCCCCAGGCUACCCCCACCCAGUACACCUCAUUGAGCAUGGGGUUAACCGUGUCAGGAACCAUGGAGGAUGGUUUCCAUCUCCAAAUGGAAGGACGACCUGGAACAUGAGUUUCAUAUGCUCUUGAAUUGGGAUCCACAAGGUUAGGGUAAUACAGAAUGGAUACCUGGGCACCUAUGGCAGUAGACCUCUGGCCUUUACCUUCCUAACAUCUUCUGGCUUCUUUGUGGACCUGAUUUUGGUUUGAUGUCAUCUGUUUACUCUUCAUGUUGCUUUCAAGAAUAUAUGGUUCAAACUCUCACAUAUGGGAAAUGAAUUUUGCCACUGGGCCAAUGCAAAUUUGCAUGUUAAUUCACCUUCUUUGCCAUUAACCUCUUUUUGGCAAAUGAAUGUACCAUUUCAACUUUAAUUUUAAAGUGCUGGUGGAUAUUGGUAAUAAUGCUAAGAGACCAACAUCAGAUUGCUUUCUUGGGUAAGUUAGUCAACAUCAUCUAAAGAUGGAAAAAUAUGCAACUUCUUUGAUAUUUGAUGUUACUGUAUCUUCAUUUGUUGUAAGACAUGUUGCAUACCAGUUAUAAUUAUAUCAAUUAAAAUUUAUUAAAAGCUUGCAUCUGA
Messenger RNA from Erinaceus europaeus (western European hedgehog), 5082 nucleotides. RefSeq names its product prostate androgen-regulated mucin-like protein 1 (gene PARM1). The transcript has 4 exons. Bases 293 to 1267 code for a protein of 324 amino acids. NCBI's taxonomy places the organism in Eukaryota, Metazoa, Chordata, Mammalia, Eulipotyphla, Erinaceidae. The record is from RefSeq and is a predicted model, not a curated record. Gene Ontology annotation, cellular component: late endosome; Golgi apparatus; plasma membrane.